Molecule: messenger RNA, 3093 nt
Organism: Sclerotinia trifoliorum
Lineage: Eukaryota; Fungi; Ascomycota; Leotiomycetes; Helotiales; Sclerotiniaceae
Source: the annotation of a GenBank genome assembly
UUCCCGCCCAGAAAUAAUAUUAAAACAUUAAACAAACAUUACUUCAUUCUAACAAAUUGAUGUAAACAAAAGUUUUUUCAAGGGUAGUUUAUACACGCCCUAAAUCUAAUCAUGACUGUCUCACGACCACCGGUUUCUCCACCUUUACGUCCGAAUUCUAGAACUCCAAGUUUAAGAAGCCAAUCCAUUUCGCAAUUCACACCGACACAUCCCAGCGGACUGAGGGAAUCCUAUACCAUUGCUACAAGUCCCGAGGCCGCAAGACAUUUUGAAGGGGACGGCGCAGACGGGCGCGAUGAGAACUCGAGGAACGACAACGAGCAAUCUUUAUCGCAUACUCGCCCCGAUACCUCUGACAGUAUAAAUGAUGGACUGGACGGUCACGCACAUCGACAAACUGGAUUUGGGGGAAAUAUUACAGAUGAGACGACUGCGUUACUGAGGAAGCCUCUUGAAAUGAUUGGUAAUGCCGCGCAUCCUGGACCUUGCAAUCAUGGAACCUUCAGCCCGAGGCUGGAAAGUCGUGCAGACAGUGUGAGGAGCUUUGGAGGUUCUGCGCCAAUCUCUCCAGAUGGCAAUGGAGAGGCUAGUGAUGGGAUUAUUGGGGGUUUACUUAAAGGCUUAGGAGUGAGGAAUGAUUCGAUAGCAAAGCCAAAGAGGAUGAGCACGACAACUUGGCUCGCGGAACAACAUGGAAUUACCAACACUACCGGGAUGUAUGUUUUACCUACAUGUUUCUAUAUCUCUAGGCUGACUUGUGGAGUUUUGCUAACACUUACUGCGCAACAGGUACAUAAAUUAUUACAUACCGUUUUUCACAUGGAUCCGACAAUACAGAUGGGUACAUCUUCGAGGCGACUUAAUAGCUGCUAUUACAAUGGCUUCCUUCUACCUACCUAUGGCCCUUUCCUAUGCGGCGAAUCUCGCACAUGUUCCUCCGAUCAAUGGUCUUUACUCCUUUGUUUUUAAUCCACUGAUAUACGCCAUACUUGGAAGCUGUCCGCAAAUGGUUGUAGGACCAGAGGCCGCAGGAAGUUUAUUAGUUGGCACAGUCGUAAAAUCUAGUGUUGAUGGAGGACACGGGGCAGAAGAAGAUGAUUUAAUGCACGCGAGAGUGGCUGGAAUUGUCACCGGUAUGGCAGGAGCAGUCAUUUUAAUUGCUGGUUUAACUCGUCUGGGAUUUCUGGAUAGUGUUUUAAGUAGACCAUUCUUACGAGGAUUUAUUUCUGCAGUUGGUUUUGUCAUUAUGGUUGAUCAAUUAAUACCAGAGAUGGGACUGGCAGGGUUGGCGGAUGAAAUGGGAGGUGUCGCUCAUGGUAGUAGUGUCGACAAGUUAAGGUUCUUGUUUCGAAAUGCCGGUCAAGCGCAUAAGCUUACCUGUAUUGUCGCCGGAGUCAGUUUCAUCAUAAUCAUGAUCUUCAGGUAUGCCGAAAAAUUGUCUAACUUUUAGCUGACAACUGACCCGGUUUCAGAGAGUUAAAAAAGCGCCUACAACCUCGAUUCCCAAAUGUUGCCUAUAUACCCGAUAGAUUCCUAGUUGUGGUUAUUUCAGCUAUUCUAGCUUGGAAAUUUGAUUGGGAAAGUCUUGGCUUAGAGAUCCUCGGCGAGGUGAAAUCGACCGGGGGUGCUCCGUUUACUUUCAGAUGGCCAUUUCAACUAUCUCACAUGAAACAUGUUCGGGAAGCUAUGGGGACGUCAUUCCUGAUUGCACUCCUGGGCUUUUUCGAGUCGUCUGUGGCGGCGAAGAGUCUUGGUGGUGCAGAAGGGAAAGAUAUGAUUCAAGGAAUACAACUAAGUCCGAAUCGAGAAUUGGUUGCACUUGGGGUUGCAAAUUUGGUUGGUGGUUGCUUUCAAGCAGUACCAGCGUUUGGCGGGUAUGGAAGAAGUAAAGUCAAUGCUAGCACUGGUGGAAAAACUCCUAUGAGUAGCAUUUUCUUGAGCUUAUUAACCGUUAUCUGCAUUUUGUUCCUCUUACCCGCCUUCUAUUUUCUUCCGGUAUGUCCUUGAGGUUCCUACAGACUUUAUUAUGCUAAUAACCUACUAGAAAGCGGUUCUCUCCUCAAUGAUUACGGUAGUAGCCUAUUCUCUAAUUGAGGAGGCUCCCCACGAUAUAGCAUUUUUUAUCCGAAUUCGUGGAUAUACUGAACUAGGCCUCAUGUUCAUUAUCUUUGCCUCCACCAUAUUUUACUCUCUAACCCUAGGUAUGGCCGUCGGAGUUGGCCUCUCCCUUCUCUCGGUCAUCAAACACUCUACUCGCCCUCGUAUCCAAAUUCUAGGUCGGAUUCCCGGUACCAAUCGCUUCGAGAACGCGGAGGAUAACCCUGAGAAAUUAGAAUUCAUCGAAGGCUGUCUUAUUGUUAAAAUUCCCGAACCUCUCACAUUUGCCAACACUGGCGAUCUUAAGAACCGAUUAAGGAGAUUAGAAUUAUAUGGCACGAAUAAUGCUCACCCUGCACUACCGCGCGUUCGUUCUCCAGAGCACAACAGGAAUGUUAUUUUUGAUAUUCACGGUGUCACCGGACUCGAUGGUUCAGGUACACAGGUUUUAGAAGAAAUCGUAAGAGGCUAUAGAAAUAGAGGUGUUAGAGUAUUCUUUUCCCGUGCUCCUCAGGAAGGAACCCCCAUUUGGGAAUUAUUGGAUCGGAGUGGAAUUUUGGAAACUUGUGGGGGAAGAGCGCAUUUCGUGAAGGAUGUGGGAGAAGCAUUGAGGUUGACGGAAAUGGAACUUAAUCCAGAUGCUGGACAUACUAAUUUGACGAGUGAUGAAUGAGGUGGAUGAAUGCAUAUAUUUUGGGGAAGAGGGGAAAAUGCAUGUGGUGUUGCAGAAGAGCUGGCAGAUAAGUUUUCCACUUAUGUGCUGGGAUAGAGAUUUUCUUUCUUCCUUUCCUGAUGUUUGUUUGUUUGCUUGUUUGUGGAUUGGCUAUAAUUGAUGAGCGAAUGAGCGAAUGAGCGGGCAUUGCUUGGCGUAUGGUGAUUGAUUGAUGGAUGAAUGAAUGUAUUCAAUAAUGAGACGAACGAAGGGUUUAUAUAUUGUAGCAUGAGAUGAUAAUUUGGGGAUAGAUUUUUGAGAUGGAAUAGAAUUUGAUGUUCAUG